AUGACUGUUGAACACGUUGUGCCAUCUAUUGCCGAAGAAUCGGUCCUCAAGGAAGAAAUAGUGUCUGAGGAAACUUUAGAACAACAGAUUCUCACAUUCCCCAUAUAUCAGCACUUUAUUGACUUGUAUGAAGAAUUUACAUCGACAAAUAAAAAGACCCUUGAUGUGGUUGAACGUUUAUAUCCUAAUCUCACUGGUGCCACAUUGUCGGGACCUCACAAAAUCGCUUAUCGAUCAAAAACUUUGUACUUUAUCGAUGAUUACCAUUUCCAGUACAAUGAGAUAACAGAACCUGAUGAUCAUGACAACUACUCGAUUACAUUUUUACAAUUGGGUGACGCUUUAUCAGGACACAGAGGUAUUGUCCAUGGCGGGUUAUUGGCCACUCUACUCGACGAAUUAACAUGUCGUGUGGGGUUUCUCAAUUUUGAAAGUAAACGUGGGGUUACAGCCAACUUGAAUGUCAAUUACAAAAAACCAACAAAAGUUGACUCAUGGGUAUGUAUCAAAUGUACUGUUUUAAAGAAACUCGGUAGAAAGUGUUGGGUCAAAGGUGACGUGUACUUGAUUGAUGAAACAAAGAAAAGUUUCGAAGAGUGUGAGUUGUUGACUGCAUGUGAAGUUUUGAUUGUUGAGCCAAAAUGGGUUGAUCAAUUGAAACAUUAG
This is a messenger RNA of Lodderomyces parapsilosis, 666 nucleotides long. RefSeq lists its product as uncharacterized. NCBI's taxonomy places the organism in Eukaryota, Fungi, Ascomycota, Pichiomycetes, Serinales, Debaryomycetaceae. The coding region runs from base 1 to 666 and encodes 221 amino acids. The transcript has a single exon. The record is from RefSeq and is a predicted model, not a curated record.